Molecule: messenger RNA, 644 nt
Organism: Rhinichthys klamathensis goyatoka
Lineage: Eukaryota; Metazoa; Chordata; Actinopteri; Cypriniformes; Leuciscidae
Gene: tmem107
Product: transmembrane protein 107
Exons: 5
Coding region: 20-388 (122 amino acids)
Biological process (GO): protein localization to ciliary transition zone; non-motile cilium assembly
Cellular component (GO): MKS complex
Source: RefSeq, a predicted model, not a curated record
UGUGUGUGAAGGCAUCGGGAUGUCGGUGGUGAAGAGUCUCGUUCCUGCGCGCUUCCUCACGCUCUCCGCACACCUGGUCAUCAUCAUCACCAUCUUCUGGUCUCGCGAGAAUAACAUCCAGUCAUGUCUGCCACUGGACUUCACUGAGGAACAGUUCAGAACAGAAGAUACACGGCUGGUGGUGGCUCUGUCGGUGACUCUGGCUCUGUUCCUCAUUGAGCUGGCUGGAUUUCUCUCGGGAAGCUCCAUGUUCAACAGUAAUCAGGCGCUUCUGUCUCUGGUCUCUCACUCCAGCGCCUGCAUCAGUUUGUCCUUCUUUGUGUUCCAGCAAUGGCCCUGCUGGACGUACUGGAUCAUAUUCAGCCUCUGCAGGUUUGUGACUAAUUAGCAUAAUGCCAGCCUGUGGUGUUGAUUGGCUGAGCAGCGUCUCUUAGCUCCGCCCUCAAACACUGUAGUGUAUCUGAGACUGGAAGAGUUCGGCUCGUGUUGUUCGUGUCGAGGAGACGCUGUUUUCUGAGAUUGAUGCGGUAAAACCCACGCCAUCGUUACUGUUCGCAUCACUGUGAUCAAGAGCUGAGAUUCAGAUAUGAUAAUGAGCGUUUGCUUUCUGACCAAUCAGAGCAGAGCAGCUCUCAGAGAGGCGG